Messenger RNA from Labrus bergylta (ballan wrasse), 2487 nucleotides. RefSeq names its product ndrg family member 3a (gene ndrg3a). NCBI's taxonomy places the organism in Eukaryota, Metazoa, Chordata, Actinopteri, Labriformes, Labridae. Gene Ontology annotation, cellular component: cytoplasm. The record is from RefSeq and is a predicted model, not a curated record. Gene Ontology annotation, biological process: signal transduction.
CUGCUCUAUUUCCCACCUCUUGUCUCUUGUCUCUCUCUUAUUCUCUCUGCAUUUUAUCCACCCCUCCUCCUCUGCUUUCAUUCAGAUAAUUUUCCCAUCUCCUGCUCACUCCCUCUGCUGUGUCUUUCUCCUCCCUCUCCUCUUCUCCGUUGUUGCUGCUGCUCUAGCUGCCUCACCCUACAUCCCUCCCUUCCUACCAACGCUCCCCCCUCCUCCUCCUUUUGGAGAUCUUCAAAUCCGACCAGCACACACUUGCUCAUAGCAUAACACACUCCUCUCCUGCGUGGGAAAAACAUGUCAGCUAUUCUGGACCUGGACCAGAUUGCAUGCUCUGGGAAUGGAGUGGAGCAUGACAUUGAGACCCCCCACGGCGUCCUCCAUGUGACUAUGCGAGGUGUUCCCAAGGGCAACAGGCCUGUCAUCCUCACCUAUCAUGACAUCGGACUCAACCACAAGUCGUGCUUCAACACCCUGUUCAACUAUGAGGACAUGCAGGAGAUUACGCAGCACUUCGCCGUAGUCCACGUGGACGCGCCUGGCCAGCAGGAGGGCGCACCUCCAUUUCCCAGCAGUUAUCGCUACCCAACCAUGGAUGAGUUAGCUGAAAUGCUGCCCUCUGUGAUGACUCAGCUCAAGGUCAACAGCGUGAUCGGCAUAGGCGUUGGAGCCGGAGCAUACAUCCUCAGCCGCUUUGCACUGAACAACCCCACCCUGGUGGAGGGACUGGUUCUGAUCAAUGUGGACCCAUGUGCUGAAGGCUGGAUCGACUGGGCAGCUUCAAAGCUCUCUGGAUGGACCAGUGAUUUGGUGGAUAUCGUUAUGUCCCACCACUUCAGCACUGAUGAGCUAUCAGACAACAUGGAGCUGAUCCAGACUUAUCGCCUCCACAUUGCACAAGACAUCAACCAGGACAACCUUGCUCUCUUCUGUGGCUCCUACCAAUACCGUCGGGAUCUGGAGAUCGAGAGGCCAGUCGUGGGUCUCAAUGAGGACACGGUGAACACACUAACGUGCCCCGCUCUGCUGGUGGUUGGUGACACAGCACCUGCUGUCGAGGCAGUGGUGGAGUGCAAUUCCAGGUUAAAUCCAACCAAGACUACACUUUUAAAGAUGGCUGAUUGUGGAGGCUUGCCCCAAGUUGUGCAGCCUGGAAAACUUGCUGAGGCCUUCAAGUACUUUGUUCAGGGAAUGGGCUACAUUCCCUACGUUCUUCUCAGUCACCUGAGCAACGAAUCAGUGCCGACAGCAGGAAUGACUCGUCUGGCUCGCUCCCGCACCACCUCCUCCUCCAGCAUCACCUCCAUGGACAGCAGUCGCAGCCGCAACAACCUCAACAGCUAUCUGGAGGGUAGUGCAACUGGGGCCCUGGACAGCCAGACCGGACCCCAGACCAUGGAGGUCUCCUGCUAAACCACAUCCCCACCCCACAACUGUAUGCACACUCCCAUAGUAACUUGUGAACCCUAUUACCCAAUGUUUUUCUCUUUCUCUCUCUCUCUGUAUCUCUCUCUCUCUCACUCCCUGCCUCCCUCGCUCUCUUUCUCUCUCUCUCUCUCUCUCUCUUACUCUCUUUCUCUCUCUCUCCCCCCUUUCUCUCUCUCUCUCUCUCUCCCCCCUUUCUCUCUCUCUCUCUGUCUCUCUUAUCCUGCUCCUAAGCAAUUCAAUGAUAGGAGGAUCUGUAUGAACUAUGUGAUUAGAAAAGAGGAUGUUAUAAAUAUAUUAACAGAUGCAUAUUAUUGAAUAUAAAAUAUUGAAUACACUGUCAAAGUCACAUUCCUACCAGGGACUACAUUCAGAUGUGCUGUAUAUUCAGAUGGUCAUGCUAUAAGAUUGACUCAGCCGUUCCACCUCACCACCCUUGUAUUUAUUUUUUCCAAAUUGUCUUUGUUUUAAAUGUCCUCACAAACUGUAAUGUCUCCCAAGUGUUCUAAGUAACCCUUUUUCAUUGCACUGUUCAUCACAAUUGCUUCUUCUUUUUUUACUUAUACCUCCUCUAGUGUUGAUUGUGAGUCACUGUAUCUUUGUGUUUAAUCUCCAACUUGCUGCAAUGUGAGGCUGAAUUAGUCACAAAGUAUACAGAGGGAUCACUGAAUCUACUGUAGCAGCAGAAAUCAAGGUAAAGUGAUGUGGCUGAUAGACAAUGGAAGAACCAUUGCAGACUGUAGCAAACUGCCACUAAAACUAGAUCAAAGCUGCGGGAACAUUGAAUUAAGAAACAUUCAUUGUGAAUGUAAAGUCAUCUACUAAGUGUGUCAGCCCUAUCAUUAUAUUUUUGAUUGUUAUUGUAUCUGAACUCAUAUCAGUUUCCUUGUUAGUUUUGCUGUUUUUGUCCAGUUGAAUUUAUUCAUUUAUGUUUGAACAACUUUUAACAAGGGGGAUCUGAUGUAAGAAAUAGGAGACCCCUCACUGAGGUGCCCUCUAAUGCUUCUCACAGUCUGCUGAUUCAAUUCAUUUAUAUUACUACUUAAUAAAGCUUCAACAUGACAA